AUGACUUCUCGGUCUCUUCCACGCCCACCAGCUGGUAGUAACGCUGUUACUGCCGGUUCGUCGACCGCUCGCCGAGCCGGUCGUAACGCUCCCUCUGCCACACCGUCGUCCCGCCGGGUCGACCGCUACGUCCCUGCCGACUCGCUCUUCCAGGCGCUGGAAGAAGCGACCGCUAACAAUGCGCCACCUGCGGACUUCAGGUCCAUCGCGAUGCUUGACGUCCAACGCGCGCGCGUUGCUGUCUCCGAAAAGUUAAAGCUUUUCAUUCCUUGCGGCACUGUCGCUGGAGCCUCUCAACUGGAUGAAAUCAUGCUUUCCAUCCACACGGAAGACCAAGCUGCGCUAUGA
Messenger RNA from Peronospora matthiolae, 348 nucleotides. The record is from the annotation of a GenBank genome assembly. NCBI's taxonomy places the organism in Eukaryota, Oomycota, Peronosporomycetes, Peronosporales, Peronosporaceae.